UUAUCAGGUCACUGACGAGCUAUCAAUUCGUUUGUAUUUCUCAACAUUUUUCGGUUACUAGUGUGGCCGCGGUUAUAUUUAGAAGACGAGCAUGGCGCAGAUUGCAAGAGGAUCUUUUCCUGGCUCAACCGGUUUGGGCAACAAACGUAAAGUGAAACAACUUCUUGAUGAACAAAAUGACAAUGACUUGUUUCUGCAGAAGAAAGAUGAUUCACUAGACAAGCUAAAUAAUGGCAAUAGUGACUCGGAUGAUGCUAGUGAUUCAGAUGAUAGCAGUAGUCAAGAUGAAGAGUAUAAUGAAAACAGUGUGAGUGAUGAUGAUGAUGACAGUGAUAGUGAUGAUGAUGACAGUGAUGAAGAUAAUGACAAUGAAAGUGAAGAUGUUGAAAACAAAGAUGAGGACACAAAACCCACAGAACAACAAAAAGACGAAUAUGAAUACGAUUCAUCUGAUGAAGAAGAUGUUCGCAACACAAUAGGAAAUAUUCCUAUUGAGUGGUAUGAUGAUUAUCCUCAUAUUGGCUAUGAUAUUGAAGGAAGAAAGCUAAUCAAACCCCAGCAAGGAGAUGCUUUGGAUGAGCUUUUGCAAAAAGCAGAUGACCCUAAUUACUGGCGAACUGUACAGAAUAAACUUACCAAACAAAAAGUUGUUCUUAGUGACAAGGAUGUCCAAACUAUACAAAGGAUUCAGUCAUCUACUCAUCCAUCUGGUUCUGAGGGUCUUUAUGCACCUUGGGUUGACUUUUUCUCCAAUGAAGUGAUGCUUAUGCCAGUAACUGGACGACCACCAGACAAGCGUAGUUUCAUACCUUCAAAGUGGGAGCGUCAAAGAGUUGGUCAAAUGGUACAUGCUCUGAAGAUGGGUUGGAUGAAACCCCGCGGAGAAAUAAGAAAACAGAAGCUUGCACAAGAUCCAAAUGCACCAUCAUUAGAUUUGUGGAAAGAUGAUCUAGAGCCUGAAAUAACAAAAAGAUAUAGGAUGCAUAUUCCAGCACCAAAAGAACCAUUGCCUGGACAUGCUGAGUCUUACAAUCCACCAGAAGAAUAUCUGUUUGAUAAAGAAGAAGAAGCUAAGUGGGAAUCACAAGAGCCUGAAGAAAGAAGAAUCAACUUCAAGCCCCAGAAGUUUUCAGCUUACCGCUCUGUACCAAAAUAUAGCCAUUUUAUCAAUGAAAGGUUUGCUAGGCUGCUUGAUUUGUACUUGGCAUCGAGACAGAGGAAAAUGAAGAUGAAUGUUAAUCCAGAAGAUUUAAUCCCCAAACGACCAGACAGGAAAGAUUUACAGCCCUAUCCCACAAGAGAAGGAAUGGUUUACAAAGGUCAUACUGAUAUGGUCAGGAGUAUAUCUCCUGAUCCAUCUGGACAAUGGUUAGCUUCAGGUUCUGAUGAUGGAACAAUGAAAUUGUGGGAGGUAGCCACUGGCCGCUGUAUGAAAACAUUAAAGUUGGGUGGAAAAGUUACCUACGUGGCAUGGAAUCCUAACCCUGAUGUCAAUUUAGUAGCUGCUGUUGUAGGGACUGAUGUUAUCCUGAUCAAUUCAGGUUUGGGUGACAAACUAUUAUGUUCAUCUACUGAUAGCACUCUCAACAGAUUUGAAGACAAUGGUGAUAAUGCUGGUAAAAAGUCUGUUGUUGAUUGGUCAACUUACGACUUAAUUGAACAGGACAAGGGAUUGAGGAUUAAGAUAGUUCAUAGCAAGAAUGUGGUGCAAUUUACAUGGCACAUUAAAGGUGACUACUUUGCUACAGUUCAGCAAGAUGGUAAUAAAAGUCAGGCUGUGCUCAUUCACCAGCUGUCUAGAAGACAAACUCAAGCUCCAUUUUCUAAACCAAAGGGAUUGGUCCAGCGUGUUAUCUUUCAUCCUGCACAUCCAUAUUUCUAUGUAGCAACACAACAGCAUAUAAGAGUUUACAAUUUAGUCAAACAAGAAUUACAUAAAAAACUACAGGCCAAUUGCAAAUAUAUCUCCUCCAUAGAUAUACACCCUGGAGGAGACAACAUAAUCAUUGGCAGUUAUGACAGUAGACUAUGCUGGUUUGACCUUGAUUUAUCCACCAAACCUUAUCAGACACUCAAAUAUCACAAAAAAGCUUUGAGGCAGGUUGCUUAUCAUAAACACUAUCCAUUAUUCGCCUCUGCAUCUGAUGAUGGGUCUGUCAUUGUCAGCCAUGGAAAAGUUUACAGUGACCAACUUUUGAAUCCUUUAAUUGUGACUGUGAAGGUCCUCAGAGGGCAUAAAACCAGAAAUCAUCUAUCUGUUUUGGACUGCAAAUUUCACCCCACUCAGCCAUGGGUGUUUUCUAGUGGUGCAGACACGACAAUAAGACUUUUUGUUUGAUUCUGAAAACUUGCCUCUAAUCUGAAUAAAGCUGCUGAUGAUAAUUA
Physella acuta is the source of this 2385-nucleotide messenger RNA. RefSeq names its product ribosome biogenesis protein bop1. The record is from RefSeq and is a predicted model, not a curated record. Lineage: Eukaryota; Metazoa; Mollusca; Gastropoda; Physidae. Gene Ontology annotation, cellular component: preribosome, large subunit precursor; PeBoW complex. Gene Ontology annotation, biological process: ribosome biogenesis; maturation of LSU-rRNA from tricistronic rRNA transcript (SSU-rRNA, 5.8S rRNA, LSU-rRNA). Gene Ontology annotation, molecular function: protein binding; ribonucleoprotein complex binding.